Molecule: messenger RNA, 2374 nt
Organism: Pecten maximus
Lineage: Eukaryota; Metazoa; Mollusca; Bivalvia; Pectinida; Pectinidae
Product: acyl-coenzyme A thioesterase 8-like
Biological process (GO): acyl-CoA metabolic process; fatty acid catabolic process
Cellular component (GO): peroxisomal matrix
Molecular function (GO): fatty acyl-CoA hydrolase activity
Source: RefSeq, a predicted model, not a curated record
ACUCGUGUGAUAUAUCCGAUACAUCACUCGUACCCAUUAUGUAUCUAUUACAUACACAGUGGUGAAAUAAGUCAAAUGAAAAGUGUUCCGACGGAACAUAACUGACCAAUGAAAUUAUCGAUACUAAAAAUAGCAUGGGAAACUACCACCAGCAAAUAUUUACGACAGGAUUGGUAAUUGAUAAAAGUGGGAAGCGGGGCGAUAAAAAGGGACGACACCAUUUGUUACUGUAUAACAAACCAAUACGAUGGCAGUGGAGUCUGGGGAGAACCUAGCUAGCGAACUCAUACGCUCCUUUCUGACGCUUGAGAAAAUAGAUGUGAAUAUAUUCCGGAAAUGACCUGAAACUACAUCAGUGUGUUGCUGGAUUUAUCUCGGACCUGGCCCUCCUCGGAGCAGCAGUACAACCAGCUCCCCCCAACUACAGGCCUAGCUUCAUGACUUCCCUUGACCACAGUAUGUGGUUCCACAAUCCAUUCAAGGCCAAUGAGUGGAUGCUGUAUGAGAUAGAGAGUCCCCAGUGUGGGGCAGGCAAGGCUCUGUCCCUAGGGCGACUUUGGAAGCAGGACGGUACACUAGCAGUGUCGAUAGCUCAGGAGGGUGUAGUCCGCACAACACAGACAGACUCUAAGCUAUGAUAUUGUAAUUAUUCCGUUGUGUUUAAACAGGUGUUAAACAUGGCCUCCUGUUGUUGUUGGUUGUGAAAGUUUGUCAUGGUAAUAGAAUCUUACAAGAGUCUGUUUCGUGGACAGGGAUGUCUCAGCCGGAGUGCAAGACCUGUCUGCCAAACUCUCACUUGGACUGAGAUAGCCCUGUUCAUGGAACAGGCCACUGUUUGAUUCUUCUUCCCAAAUACUUAAAAAAGUAACAAAUUUUAAGCUGUUGUGAAACUUUUUCAUUGCACCAUCAUCAAUGUCCCAUGAAAUGUAUGUCAAAAUUAAUGAUGUUGUCGAUUUGCGACAUGGUUACCCUACAUAAAAUGAUGUUACACUGUUGUGAGUAGUGUCAUAGUGCUUGCCAGCUGUCUUUCCCUAGAUAGUGAGAGAUAGAGUUAUCCCAUCCCCAGCAACCACGGGAAUUAUCCCAUCCCUAGCAACCAUGAGAGUUAUCCCAUCCCUAGCAACCACGGAAAUUAUUCCAUCCCUACCAACCACGGGAAUUAUCCCAUCCCUAGCAACCACGGAAAUUAUUCCAUCCCUACCAACCACGGGAAUUAUCCCAUCCCUAGCAACCACGGAAAUUAUUCCAUCCCUAGCAACCACGGGAAUUAUCCCAUCCCUAGCAACCACAGGAGUUAUCCCAUCCCUAGCAACCACAGGAGUUAUCCCAUCCCUAGCAACCACAGGAGUUAUCCCAUCCCUAGCAACCACAGGAGUUAUCCCAUCCCUAGCAACCAUGGGAUCACCCUGUAAAAAAUGUGAGAAAUUCAAAUUAAGGCAUUCUGAAUUUAGUGAGUAGAGCAGUUUCAAGUCUCUUUGAAAUAAUCGGGGAAAUACUCUGUACUUUAGUCAAGCAUAGUGUCUACCUGGUAAGCUUGGACAGUCAUGUAUGUUAUGUGACAUAUCAGACUCUGUUCUGUAGCAUUGAGACAAUCAUGUGAUAAGCCUACUGAAAGUGGAUACUCCUUCAUAUCAGGGGUGUUAGUGGGUGCUGUACAAUAUACAUUUAACACAGUACAAUUACGACAAGAACUUAAAAUCAUUAACCUUCCAAUCAACAACGCAUAGUAUAUGACACAUUGUGCUAUUAAUUCAUAAUGUUCUAAUGGUGCAGUGUUAUAUGAUUGUAUGUACAGAUGAGUAUAUUCAUUGAGGGUGGACAUGUUGACACUUAAUAUUAUGUGAAAACUGUUGUGACUUUUAACUUUCACUUUAACAAGUGCAACCAAAAUCUAAUCAGUAAUAAUAGAACUUGAUGUUGUGAUAUUACAGAUAUACAUGUAGUAGCAAGAACUAAAAUUGUAAAUCUGUCAUGAGAUAUUGUGUACGCAUGCAAAGACCGACGUUGUAAAACCUGUUCAUGAGAUAUUGUGUACGUAUGCAAAGACCGACAUCGUAAAUCAUGAACAGAAAGGCAGACCAAAUCACACUUCAUUUCCUUUACCAAGUAGAGGGUAAAAACAAGAAGGAAUUAUCCUACAAAACAGGAAAAGAUCAACUUUGUAAAUGUAUUGAAUUAAAUGUCUUUUAGUCAUUGGAGUCCAUGGAGAAAGAGAGAGAGAGAGAGAGCAGUGAAGGAGUGAAUGAGAUAUAUGCAUAUGGCUGAUUAAGUUUGCAUCAGUUCUUAUUUAUUCAUUUUAUAAACCAGUCUUAUAAAAUGUAUAUAGUAAAUGUACAUAUUAAAUACUUUGUAAUAUUAUUUACCGUAUGAACAA